AAAACUCGGUUUGUUUUGAUUUGAAAAAUAAUGGUCUUCAUCUGUCUUCUUUAAUAUGUAGCCAACUCUUUGCAGGUCAGCGGAGUCAGAAAUCUCUUCAUCUAGGUCUUUGGUUUAGAGUUUAUUUGAAGCUUCUCACACGGCUAUCAACUAUCUGUUGUUCCCGCUCCUCUCUCCAUUCCGGCAUCGUAUUGUUGGUUGAAUCGCAUUUUUCUUUCAUACGACAAGGCUGUAUCAUAUCAGUGGAGCGUCGAGCAGCGUCUGCAACCUUUCUAGAGAACUCCUCGGUGAGUUUGGUGCUAUCCAGGAAGCAGUUCUACCCGUGUACACAUGGUAGUAUUUUACAGUGAUCAGCUGGCGCCGUGGCGUAAAGGACCGGCAUGAGUUACCCCCAUGCAAACAAGAUGUUGGCGAAUAAUGCCUCCUCCAGGCCUUCACCGUCUGGCAUGGCAGAUGAGACUUUGCAAAGUCAACAAAGUGACCCAUCUGGCCAAGUAGCUGCAGUUGCUGCUUCAGCUGCAGCUUCAGCUCCUUCAAAUCAUCUCAGCGAGGAACAACAGCAACAGCUGAAAGCUCAAAUCGUGGCAUUUCGUUAUCUCUCCUCCAAUAAAGGUGUACCUGCCCAUGUACUGAGUGUAGCACAGUGUGAGAAUAAAAUAUCUCGAACAACCGUACCCAGGCCCGUUGGAGUGGAUCCUGCCAAGGUGCUGAGAGAGCGAGAGUUACGCAUCGCUGGGCGUAUUCAGAGCCGUGUGGAGCAGCUAAAUCAGAUUCCCAUAGCUGGCUUGAGAGAAGACAUUGCGACACAAGCGCAGAUUGAGCUGAGAGCUCUGCGUCUGGUAGAUUUACAGAGACAGGUUCGGCGCAGUGUAUUAGAAGCGUGUCGACAAGAGUCUAUCCUUGCAUCUGUUCUAAACCCUAAGCUGUACAAAUGCGUCAAGAAGCAGUCCCUGCGAGAAGCUAGGAGCACGGAGAAGCUGGAAAAGCAGCAAAAGGAGGAGAAAUUCCGCAAGGAACGGCAAAAACACUUGGACUUCUUGCACAGCGUUAUCGAGCAUGGCAAGGAGUUCCGUGAAUACCAUCGUCAGAACCAAGUGCGAACGGCCAAGGUGGCCAAGAACGUCAUGCUGCACCAUGCCAACACUGAGCGAGAGCAGAAAAGAGAAACCGAGCGCCUGGAAAAGGAGAGAAUUCGCCGCCUCAUGGCGGAGGAUGAAGAAGGUUAUCGCACACUGGUUGCCCAGCAGAAAGAUUCUCGUCUCAUGUACCUUCUCAACCAAACCGACGAUUUCAUUGGGCAGCUGACUCAGUUAGUACGUGAGCACAAGAAGACUGGUUCCGGUGCUACGGGCCGUAUUCGUAGAAAGUCACAGCUCGACACUGCUCCAACUGAUGCUAGCGGUGAUGCUGCCUCUGCUGCUGCUGCUGCUGGUGCUGCCGAGGCUGCGGAUAAACGUGUGCCUGUGCGACGCAAGGACACAGGAGAAGUUGUAGAUGACGAGAAUGCUCCGCGGCAAAGUGAACUCGCCGCUUUCCUCGAAUCUCAUCCCAGUUAUGAAGCUGUGCCGAGCGAUGCGCUGGAACGCACCGACUCGACAGAGAGCAGUCAACCUGGUGAUCAGGAUGACAAACCAGAGAACGCAGCAUCAGACAACGAUGGCUCUGACAUGGAUGAAGGCGAUGAAGACAAAGCGUCAAAGGAUGAUGAUGAUAGCCAGGAUAAGACUGCCACAGCGGAAACGGAAGAAGGUGAAGACGCGCCUGGUGCGGAGGAGAGUGCCAAGGCUACAACAGACAAAGCUGCCGGCGAUGAAGACAGUCAGACUGCCAAGAAGAAGAAGCGGAAAAUCAAUAUUCGGAAAGACCGUGCGGUGGACGAAGAAGACGAAUAUCAGUGUGAUGAGAACAAGACCUACUAUUCUAUGGCACAUAACCGACGGGAAGCUGUUACCAAGCAACCAGACCUGCUCCAGUUUGGUACCCUCAAGACUUACCAGGUUGCCGGUCUGGAGUGGUUAGUGUCCCUGCAUAUCAACAACCUGAAUGGUAUUCUGGCUGAUGAGAUGGGACUUGGAAAAACUAUUCAGACCAUUUCGCUCAUCACCUAUCUGAUAGAGAAGAAGAACUAUUUUGGACCGUUCCUCAUCAUUGUCCCCUUGUCGACUCUUUCCAACUGGGUGAUUGAGUUUGAACGAUGGGCUCCGUCUGUUCCCAAGCUUAUCUACAAGGGUUCUCCCAACGUGCGCCGCAGCAUCGCCAAUCAACUUCGCUCGACUACGUUUGCUGUUCUCCUCACUACCUAUGAGUAUGUGAUGAAGGACCGAGCUGUUCUGGGCAAGGUGAAAUGGGAAUACUUGAUCAUUGAUGAGGGUCAUCGUAUGAAGAACCACCACUGCAAACUAACACAGAUCCUCAACCAGUUCUAUGCCAGCGCCCACCGUCUAAUUCUCACUGGAACACCGCUGCAGAACAACCUUCCAGAGAUGUGGGCUAUUCUGAACUUCCUACUGCCGACGAUCUUCAAGUCGGUGACCACAUUUGAGCAGUGGUUCAACGCACCAUUUGCCAUGACGACAGAAAAGAUGGAACUGAACGAAGAGGAAACUAUUCUCAUCAUUCGUCGUCUUCACAAGGUGCUGCGUCCGUUCCUGCUUCGCCGUUUGAAGAAAGAAGUGGAGUCACAACUGCCGUCGAAGACGGAGUAUGUGAUCCGCUGCGAGAUGUCGUCUCUGCAACGUCGUAUCUAUCGUCACAUGCAGAAACGAGGUGUUCUGCUCACAGAUGGCUCAGAGAAUAACAAAAAGGGCAAAGGUGGAACCAGGUCACUGCAAAACACCAUUGUUCAGCUGCGCAAGAUCUGCAACCACCCCUUCAUGUUUCAACAGAUGGAGGAGGCGUACAGCGAACACAUUGGAAGUCAAACAAACUUCAUUGAAGGACCUGACCUGUUCCGUGCAUCUGGCAAGUUUGAACUACUUGAUCGCGUCUUUCCCAAGCUGAAGAAGGCUGGGCACAAGGUGCUACUGUUUUGUCAGAUGACCAGCUGUAUGACCAUCCUGGAAGACUACCUUGCUUGGAGAGGCUGGCGUUACUUGCGCCUGGACGGCACGACAAAGUCGGAGGACAGAGGGCACAUGCUGCGCUUGUUCAACGACAAGGACUCGCCGUUCUUCGUCUUCCUGCUGAGUACCCGUGCCGGUGGUUUAGGUCUCAACUUGCAGUCGGCCGACACGGUUGUGAUCUUUGACAGUGACUGGAACCCUCAUCAGGACUUGCAGGCACAGGACCGUGCUCAUCGUAUAGGUCAGGUCAAUGAAGUGCGUGUCCUGCGGCUACUCACAGUCAACAGCGUGGAGGAGAAGAUCCUGGCUGUGGCCCGCUAUAAGCUGGAUAUUGAUGACAAGGUCAUUCAAGCCGGAAUGUUUGAUCAGAAGUCUACCGGCCAAGAGCGACGUAACUUUUUGGAAGCUCUGCUCUAUGAGGAUGAGGAGGAUAAGGAGGAAGAGGAAGUGCCUGAUGAUGAGACAGUGAAUCACAUGAUUGCUAGAGGCCAACCUGAGUUUGAGAUGUAUCAGAGGAUGGACAAUGAGCGCAACAAUUUGGAAAAGACUGACGAGUUCUGGAUAGGCAAGUCACGUCUGAUAGAAGAUGGAGAACUUCCUGAGUGGCUCUUGAAGGAUGAGGAAGAGGUUGAACGUCUGACAGCAGAGGAGGAGGAAGACAAGUUGUUUGGCCGUGGUGUGCGACAGCGUGCUGAUGUGGACUAUACUGAUCAUCUGACAGAGAAACAGUGGAUGAAGGCCAUUGAGGAUGGCACACUGGACGAGGUGAAGGAGAAGAGAAGGCGCUCUGGAAAGCCAUCAUCAGCAAAUAGCUCACUGCAAGUGAGUGAAGCAGAGGAUGAUGACAGCGAUGGAGAACCAAGAAAGAAGCGCAAGCGAACCUCCACCGGUCGAAACAAGCCAACUCCGUCUCCGGAGAUGUCUCCAGUGUCUGCAGAGCUGAGCAAGCAGAUGAAUUCCCUCAUGGAACUCAUUCAGAACUAUGAAGAUGAUGAUCAUAACUUGGGUGGCAUUUUCUAUCAGCUGCCGUCGCGUCAGAAGUUACCAGACUACUACCGCUCCAUCAAGAACCCAAUGGACAUCAAGCGUAUUCGAGAACGCAUCACUAGCAAUCGCUAUCGUAGUUUGGAUCAACUGCAAGAUGAUGUCCUUAUCAUGUUCAGUAAUGCUCGUGACUACAACAUUGAGGGGUCACCUGUCUAUAAUGACUCUCUAACUCUCCAGGCAGUGUUCAUGAAAGCGUGUGCUGAUGUUAUGGAGGAGAGUGUGUCACCAGCUCCAUCUAAAGGCUCUUCAAGCUCACAACAAUGUCCACUGGCUGCACCAGGAGGUUUACAACCGCUAAAGAAGCGCCGUGGUCGUCCUCUGAAAAAUCCUGCGAAGAUCAAGGCAUUGCAAGAAGAACAGAUGCGUCUUGCAGCGGGUGAUUCUUGAAAGCGCUCCAAAGAUGGUGAUAAUUCUAGUUAGGUCGAAACUGCCGCUGAAGUGCUGCAAGUCUCCCCGAAAACCACCACAAGGGCUGACCGUCACUCUCAUGUGCUCCCUCUUUCUCUCUCACUCUCGCAGCAAGUGACUAGUGAGUAGUGUCUCUAGACCACACACCUAGCCACCGCCGGCACUGCUGCUGUUGUCGUUGCAAGCGCUUCCCCGUCCGCCUUGUGCUUCUCUUUCCCGAACUAGUGCUGUUUAGUCAGCUGGAGGUCUCAGUUACCUUAUCCUGUCCCCAUCCCCCCCCCCCCCUCCCCUCUCUCUCUUUCUCUCUCUCUCUCUCUCUCUCUCUCUCUCUCUCUCUCUCUCUCUCUCUCCCUCUCUCUCUCUCUCUCUCUCUCUCUCUCUCUCUCUCUCUCUCUCUGCCGCCUAGAACUUACACAGAGUGGCUACACGCUUGUGUGUGUGUGUGUCUGCUCUGUGGUAUGUAACCGCUCCUCCGCUCUACUCUAGCAGCUCUGCCCUUGAUAUUAGGGGAGUAGACCUAGUGUGUACAUGUAUAUGAUUUUUAUGCCCUGCACCAUGCCCACUCUACCAGGUCCUGUGUAGGGCAGUACUGGUGGUAAUAGUACUAACAGUACAGUGCCGCACAGGUCUGCAUGUGCUCUGGUCCCCACAUGCACCGUAUGAUCUUUAUCCUUCCUUUCGUUUUGCACAAUUGUGUGUGUGUGUGUGUGUGUGUGUGUGUGUGUGUGUGUGCGUGCGUGUUGCAAGUGUAUGUAUCAUAAUUAUUGUUUCGGAAAUGUUGCCGUCCUGCACACCUGUAGCUCGUGUGUUUUGUUUGUUAGAGUUUACCAGGCCUGUUUCUGUCCAUGUGCUGUCAUCUGUGUUGUAAGCGAUGCCUGCUGUCUCAUAUUUAGUUUCUGCUUCAUAAAAUCAUUCUGCACACAUCGUGCCCGCGUGUGCCCACUGUACCAGCCAUCAUGCACCACUGCACACUCACGCAAAUCUGCCAUAAUAGCUUCUUGCCUUUCCCAGCUUCAUCAUAAAACUGCUGCUGCCACUUUGCUACUGCUGAACGACUGAUAACUACAAUGUGUACUUGUACCCCUUGAAA
Molecule: messenger RNA, 5607 nt
Organism: Sycon ciliatum
Lineage: Eukaryota; Metazoa; Porifera; Calcarea; Leucosolenida; Sycettidae
Product: probable global transcription activator SNF2L2
Exons: 35
Coding region: 381-4496 (1371 amino acids)
Biological process (GO): positive regulation of transcription by RNA polymerase II
Cellular component (GO): nucleus
Molecular function (GO): ATP binding; histone binding; transcription factor binding
Source: RefSeq, a predicted model, not a curated record